Triticum dicoccoides is the source of this 4186-nucleotide messenger RNA. RefSeq lists its product as uncharacterized. NCBI's taxonomy places the organism in Eukaryota, Viridiplantae, Streptophyta, Magnoliopsida, Poales, Poaceae. The record is from RefSeq and is a predicted model, not a curated record. The transcript has 7 exons. Bases 2126 to 3835 code for a protein of 569 amino acids.
CCACUGUAUCUUUUUUAUGCCAACAAGAAUUCUUUUCACAAGCAAAGUCAGCAUUCGAGUGUGUGCAGAGAUGUCUCAAAAGGAUAAUAGCUCAGUGGAACUACAAUGUCUACUCGGCAAGUGGGUGAGCUCUCACAUCCCUCUCCGUCUCCUUUGAUUGGUUGCAGAUUUCUUCGAAGAACAUGAGCUUUGUAUGUUGAUUGCCCCCGUGUACUAUUUACUUCUAAUUUCUUCUGUAUCGUGUAUAUGCCAAUUGUUUUCCUGUACCUGUGCACAGCUAUUGUGCUCUAGCACCAAUAUAUAUUUUUUGGAUUAAUAAUUGCAGCCUAUCAUUAAGUUGCCGCAAAACUAUAACCAAUGUCAAAAUCCUUAUUUUAGUCAGGACAAUUAACUAUUGAAAAAACCAAAAGUAGCUGCAUUAAUUCAGUAUUUGACAAGGUAAUGCCAUCAUUCAGUAUUUGGAGUAGAUGCUACAGUUAUAAUGAAACAUCAGGAUUCUUGUACUUGUAUCCUGUAUACACUAACUAUUUUAGAUACCUGAUACUGCAGCUACAGUAUGAAGUCUCAAAAUAAAAAGAAACAUAACAUUAAGUUGUUCUCCAGCAAUUCACAAGGAAACUGGGAAGCACAUAGAUGUAGCUGGCAGUAACUCAAAACUGCAGAUGAUCGCACUGGUAGAAAAGACUUAAAUUAACAGUUCAAGCACAUAUCUUGGUUUCUCCCUGUAGUCUGAAGAAAAGCUCCAACACACAAUGAAACGGCAACAAAGAAGAAGCCAAUAAUUAACCUUUUUGCGGGAAAAUAAUUAAUUAACCUUUCCUAAAUAGAAAAACAAAUUGUUCUCAGGGUCCAAUCUAAGUUUCUGAGAUGCAAUAUGGAAGAUGCCACAUCCUCACAGAUCUUCAUCUCAACAACAUGUAUAUAACCUCCUUCAGAAACUUGAACAUUGAUCUAUAGAAAACCCAUUUAUUCUCUGAUCAUUUGUUUAGCUGAUCUUUUGCAUUUUGCAAAUACAUACAGUUCUCGCUAAAUUUGAAAAUGUCGUUUUCUUCGCCCGUUGCAAAGCACGGGCAUGUUUGCUACAUAUACUACAACUUAAACAAAUUAUGUUCUUUUAAGCACGACUGCUAUAUUUUAAAUCAUUAGGAUAUGAAUUGAUCCAAAAUGCAUACUGCAUCUUUUUGGUUCUGUAAUUUUGGGUGUUAGGUGGCAUAAGUAGUGCCCCUGUUAGUUUGUCAGGUUCAGCUAAAAUACUUUUAAGAAGGGAUGAUGCAAUCUUGUGCUUAAUUCAGAAGCUCUCCCUUUUCACUGUUAAGAUCGCCACUCUUUCCUAUAUAUUACGCAGCUACACAUAUUAUUGCAUUUAUCCCUUUAUUCAAGACAAGCAUGCAACAAGACACUUAAUUAUAAACAGAGCAACAAAUACCACACAUGCUUUAGUUUUCAGGACAGGCUACAAUAUUUCUGAGAUGGGAUGCAUGUGAGUUGUUGAUGUAGAAAACUGUUGGAUUUGUGAGUUCAGUCAUUUCAGUUUUAGGUUCUUAUGGUUGAUACUGAACUACGAAAAUGGAAGACUGUGCUUCAUUGAUUUGACAGUGAGCUCUAUCAAAAUUAAUUAGUUUUCCUUUGGAACCCCUGCUGGAAUGUAAAUCUAUGUGAAACUUAGAGUGCCUCUACUCUGUAUAUAUAUAUAUAUAUAUAUCAUUUAGCUCUUUGAAUAAUGCACAUACGGCAUGAUCUAUCCUAACAUGCUGUUUUGUGUCAACCAGGGAGUUGUGAGGUGACACUUUGGUAAAUCUUGAUACCAUUCUGUCUGUCAACUCUUUCUGGGCGAGUUCCGAAAGAAAUGGAUAUUUUCUUUAAUUGGAAUAGGCAUCCAUAUCUGACAAAGGUACCCGCACAAAGUUAUCUAAUACAACCUGCACAGAGUGUCUCUGCUUUGGGUGUUUGCAGGACAAGCAAUUAUAAUAAGUGUUUCUGCCGUGGGUGUUUGCUGGGUGAGCGAUUAUAGCCAGUGUCUCUGCCGUGGUUUGGUUGAUGGGCGAGCGGCAAUGCCAGAGGGAGAAGCGACGACCAUAUUGUGGUCAUGACUACCUUGCAAUAAAGCGAUAUUAUUCGUGUAGCAAUGCACAAGAAGAAAGAAACUAUUCGUGCAUCAGGGAUGGAUGACUGCAUAGACCUCUGUUCUUCAUCAGAAGAGGAAGGACGAGGAGUUCCUGCAGGGAGAGUCGAGUCAGAGUCUGAUUCAGAUUCAGAAUUUGAUGCAAAUGCUGAAGGAGGAGUCGAGUCAGAGUCUGAUUCAGAAUUUGAUGAAAAUGCUGAAGGAGUUGAUUCAGAGCCUGAUUCAGAAUCUGAAAAAAAUGGUAAAGGACAUGGAGUAAAUGAUAAUGGACAUGGAAAAGGAGGAGUUCCUGGAGGGGUAGCUGAGCCAGAGUUUGAUUCAGAAAUCGGAGAGCAUGACAAAGGACUUGAAAAGAACACGUGCAUCGGUUCAAGGUGCAGCGUGAAGAAAAUGUACAACUUGAUCCAUGGAUUAGAUGAAGAGAAGAAAGGUUAUGUGAGGGAGAUUGGUUUUGGGGGCCUGCUUCUCCUGCCAAAGCUCAUGAGGACAAACCGGCACUUCCUCAUGUGGCUGCUAAGCAAAGUUGAUGAGGAAGCAAGCUCUAUCAUCACAGGUUACCGCAGGGACAUACCUUUCCAUGAUAAAGAUGUGGAAACUGUGCUGGGAAUUCCAUGUGGCGGCGCACCGGUGCAGAGUGAACAACACGGUGUUCCUGAGAAUGUGAUAGCAGCGAUCCGAAAGACUCUCGGAAUAUCCGAAUCGGAGCGCGACAUAGGCCCCGUGGUUGCAAUUGUGAAGAAGAAGGUCAGGGGCCAAAAGAUGACAAAAGCAGAAAUAUCAAAAUUCAAGAUUGCUUUUGUUAUAUGCGCGGCAACGUACCUGUUUGCCCCAACAAUGAAAAAUGACUACUUUGUGACAGAUUACUGGGGCGCGCUUACAAACCCUGACAUAAUUCAUUUGCACAAUUGGUCCGGUUACGUGAGGUCGGAGACUUUAAGAGCAGCAAAGAGGGUUAAAGCUGAUUUGCUUGGAGGUAGCAAGAAGUCUAACCUAUCUGGAUGUCUGCCGUUCAUUCAGACGUUCUAUUUGGAUAACUUGGAGGUGACCGGUGGAAAUAUCCCACACGACGAAUUCCCCAGGAUGCAGUUUUACACGAUGGAGGUGAUCAACGCGAUAGUUGAAGACGACACGAGGUCACGCAAGGGAGCAGAACUUGUCACAUAUGGCCGAUUGCUGCCACGUCACGAAGCACUGGUGUCCUAUCAGAGGAACCCCGCGAACAGGAACAAUGUUGCUGGCGCAUCAAAUGUGUUUAACAGAAGCCAAUCUAGAUGCGCCGAGACCGGGUCUAUGACCAUAGAUGAGAUUGAAUCGCUAGUUAUGGAUAAGGUUUCAUCCUUCGCAACGGCUUGUGAAUAUGUUUUGACAAGUUUUUCAAGGAAGAAGGAAGAGGAGAACCAGAGGCACCAAGCUGCCUUGGCAGACCUCGAGAACCAGUCGCAGCAACAGGUCAAGAAUGAGUCCAGGAAAGUGAGAGAUCAACUGAAAAUACUGUUUGCUGGAAUUAGGCAUCAGGAUGGAGUAAGCUGGAAUAUGAAGGGAAAACGCCCUUUAUAUGAAGAUCCAGCUCCAACUGAGGAUGCUGAUGUUGGUUGCCCUAACUCCGAUAUGCCUCAAGAUAGCCAUUCAUCACCAGCUGCAGAGAUACCUGGCCAUGGAUCUGAACUGGCGCGUCUUGGUAUCAAGAGGGUAAUUAAAAGAAGAAAAGAGUGAUAUUUUAUCGUCGCUUGUCCACUUCACAUAUAUAUUGUGGCCGGAAUAAUUCUCUCUUUUCUGUAUUGUGAAACCUGGUGCAUACAUAAGCAGAUAACCCGAGCGGAGGCAAAAAAAAAGUGAUGAUGGCUGCUUUUGUUAUGUCUGAGCACCUGCGUGUGCGGUGAUCUAGGGGUAAAAGGGUGUGGUUUCCCCCCUUUCCCACUCUAAGUUGGAGGGCAUGUGGCCUUUGAGAACUUUCAGUUUCUCUAUGAUAGGGAGUUUAAAACUUUGUUCUUCACCCCUCCUGGUAGCGGUGCAUGUGGCAUGUUGGCUAGCCUUUGCUGGGUGAUAACAUGGGGUGUUUCGUUU